Messenger RNA from Centropristis striata (black sea bass), 11936 nucleotides. RefSeq names its product transcription factor 4-like. The coding region runs from base 584 to 2707 and encodes 707 amino acids. Gene Ontology annotation, biological process: regulation of transcription by RNA polymerase II. Lineage: Eukaryota; Metazoa; Chordata; Actinopteri; Perciformes; Serranidae. The transcript is spliced from 21 exons. The record is from RefSeq and is a predicted model, not a curated record. Gene Ontology annotation, molecular function: protein dimerization activity; RNA polymerase II cis-regulatory region sequence-specific DNA binding; DNA-binding transcription factor activity, RNA polymerase II-specific. Gene Ontology annotation, cellular component: transcription regulator complex.
UAAGCUAGGUGGCCGCACGAACACAGUUAUUACACCGAGGCUGUGCCAGACGCACAUGGGAUCCGUCCUGCCGUACCCGGGGAUCUUCAGCACCCGCAGCCGAGCGGAGGGGACCCUCAACCCGGUGUGGAGCAGCGCUCACCCUGCCUGGACUCUCCUCUGACACCAACAAGCACUCCACAUUUGUGAGGUUGAUCUUUUUCCUCCCCGAGAGGCUCGCGGAGACACGGCGUGUUAUUUAUUUAUAUCGUGUGUGAGCCUGACAGUCAGUCGCGGCGGACAAACUGCGUCUUGACGCGGAGAGGUCGGACUUGUUUGGCUGGAGAAAACACACCAAAAACACACGCGAAAACACUCCGGUCCUGUCGCCCUCCUUCCUUUUAUUUCCUGUCAGUUUUUUCUUCCGAUUUAUUUUUUGCCAAAGCAGGAACCCGGGACACAGUGAGCUCCUGCUCCGAGGAUGAACUAGAAUUGAGAUCGAGGGCUGUGAGGUUGUUUUACUGGAUUUAUUUCGCUGUGGAGGAAAAGAGAUCCGGGAGCGGAGCGGUGCGCAAAAAGCCGAGGUCCGCGCGAUUUUGCUAAAAUGCAUCAUCAACAGCGGAUGGCAGCUUUGGGAACAGACAAGGAACUGAGUGACUUACUGGAUUUCAGCGCGAUGCGAAACAGCGAUUUGAAAAUGUUCCCAACAUCCAUGAUGUUUUCCCCUCCUGUUAGCAGUGGAAAGAACGGGCCGACCUCCCUGGGGAGCGGACAUUUCUCCGGCUCAAAUAUGGAGGAGAGAACGAGUGCAGGCUCAUGGGCGAGUGGAAGUCGUUCUUCCAAGAGUUAUGCAGAUGGGUCUCAGUACAUGGCGUCACAUGACAGCAUCUCACCUCCUUAUGCCAACUCCAGCAGGCUAACAGGUAAAGCAGAGAGGAGUUCGUACUCAUACGGCAGAGGGUCCAACCCACACUGUCACCAGUCCAUACUGGGUGGUGAGAUGGGUUUGGGGAGUCCCGGCGCAGCGUCGCCCACCAAGCCGGGCGGUCAGUACUACCAGCACUACGGCUCCAACCCGCGGAGGAGAACGCUGCCUAUGGACACCAUGGAGGUUCACCCAAAAAAAGUGCGGAAGGUCCCUCCCGGCUUGCCGUCCUCAGUGUACGCUCCAUCUGCCAGUACAGCAGACUACAACAGGGACUCACCGGGUUAUCCCUCCUCCAAACCUCCCAGCGCUGGCUUCCCAAGCUCAUUCUUCAUGCCAGAUGGUCACCACAGCGGCGAUCCCUGGAGCAGCAGCAGUAGCAGUAUGAGCCAGCAGGGUUACCACGGCAGCAUGCUGGGGGGCGGGAACUCCUCCCACGGCCCCUCCCAGAGCUCCUCCUACUGCGGGAUUCACCCUCACGACAGAUUGAGCUACCCGUCGCACUCGUCUGCAGAUAUCAGCUCCAGCCUUCCUCCUAUGUCCAGCUUCCACCGAGGGGGAGGGGGAGGGAGCGGGGGUGGGGGCAAUCACUACAGCACCACCUCUUGCACCGCUUCCACCAACGGCACAGAAAGCAUCAUGGCUAACCGAGCACCGAACGCAACAGCCAGCAGCUCUCAGACAGGAGACGCCUUAGGGAAAGCACUCGCAUCCAUCUACUCUCCAGACCACACGAACAACAGCUUCUCAUCCAAUCCCUCCACCCCAGUCGGCUCCCCGCCCUCCCUCACAGCUGCCAGUUCAGCUGUCUGGUCGAGGAAUGGCGGACAGGGAGCGUCAUCGCCAAACUAUGAGGCUCCAUUGCACUCUCUGCAAAGUCGUAUCGAGGACCGUCUGGAGCGUUUGGACGAUGCCAUCCACGUACUGCGGAGCCACGCGGUGGGACCGUCGACGGGUAUGCCCAGCGGGCACGGUGAAAUGCACAACCUCAUCAGUGCCGCACAUACGCACAAUGGCGCUAUGGGUGCUCUGAGCAGCGGGUACGGGUCGGGACUGCUGUCGGCCAACAGACACUCCCUCAUGGUGGGCUCUCACAGAGAAGACGGCAGCGGCGUGGGCGGGUUGCGUAGCGGACACUCGAUGGCGGGCCAGGUGCCGGGGCCCCAGCUGCCAGUUCAGUCGGCCACCUCGCCGGACCUCAACCAGCCCGACCCGUACCGCGCCCUGUCCGGAGGCCUCCAGGGCCAGAGCACCUCCUCCGUCAGCUCGGAGAUCAAGUCUGAGGACGAGGGAGACGAGAACCUCCUGCAGGACUCGAAGAGCCUGGAUGCCAAGAAGGACGACCUCGACAGCAAGGACCUUAAAUCAAUUGAGAGCAACAAUGACGACGAGGACCUGUCUCCGGAGCAGAAGAUGGAGAGAGAAAGGGAACGGAGGAUGGCAAACAACGCGCGGGAGCGUCUGCGCGUCCGCGACAUCAACGAGGCGUUCAAGGAGCUGGGCAGGAUGGUGCAGCUGCACCUGAAGAGCGAUAAACCUCAGACCAAGUUACUGAUCCUGCACCAGGCCGUGGCUGUCAUCCUCAGUCUGGAGCAACAAGUCCGAGAGCGAAACCUGAACCCUAAGGCGGCCUGUCUGAAGCGCCGCGAGGAGGAGAAGGUGACCGUGUCAUCGGACGGGGCUCCCCUCUCAUUGGCCGCCGCGCACCACGCCGCCGCCGCCAUGGGCGACGGGUCGAACCCCUUGGGACAAAUGUCCAAGGUGCCAGAGUUCAUCAAGAUGAUGAGUGACCACUUCCUCUGACGGCGUUUCCAUGACAAACUGGCAAUCGAACAACCCCGUUGUUGCUUCGGCCUGACCAAUCAGAUUCUCUGGAUCUUCGGCCUGACCAAUCAGAUCAGCCUCCUUCUCUCCUCUCGUCUGUCUCUGAUCCUCCUCUUCACCUUCGUCUCCUUCUUCUGUCGAGAACACGAACUGCAGAGUCACAUUAGUCGCUUUCGUCACUUUGCAUCUCCGGCCGAAGUGAACUGGAUGCUACUUUGUGGAGACAUUUAACAGCCGCUGUAACAUGGCUGCUACAAAGUGGCAGUUUGUGGGAGCUUUUGACUCAAAGUGACAGCAAUGGACAAAAGUCUUUGGAAUCACAUCAUCCAAGAAAUUCUUCUUCUUGUACUACUUGUUUUAUCAGCAUUCCCAGUUUUAAAGAACAAAAGGGUUCUAUAUAUAGUAUAUAUAUAUAUGAGAAAUGGAAAAAAUGACAAAAAACUUGUUAAAAAAGUGCAACAGGCAGUGAGGAGAGUACGGGUUGGGGAGGGUUGUUCAGAAGGAGCAAAACAUAUCACAAAGUGUUUAAAGAGUUUGUUUUUUUAAAGCAACAUUGCGCAGCUGCUGUUGAAUGCAGCUUCAGCGUGUCUCUGACUGAAUGGCAAUCUAACGCCACACUGUGGAUGAAGCUGUGCCUGAUCUCCUUUUGGAUGCCCACCAGUCAGAUAGAUACACACGGAGAAGCAAAGCAAACAAAAAAAUAACAGGAAAAUUCCAGGAAGUACCACGGAAGCAAGCUGCCCGCUCAUACAUCCCCUUAAAAACUACACAUUUUUACAGUAUAAAUUGAAAUGAAGAAGAUGUGCUUGAAUUGCUGAGUCAUUUGAACAAAAAAAUUAAGUUUGCAAACGCUUUUUGACUAUCAUAGAUGCCUAGAAAGAAACAGGCUAAACAGGAUAAAUAGGGGCAACUUGUUCUUCCCCUUCUAAUGCAUUCCCUCUUUACCUGCAAACAUUUACAGUAGAUCGUCAGUGUAAAAAAAAAUCUGAACGUUUAUGUAUUUUUAGUAGUGUUUUAUGCUAAUAGCCACGUUGUCUUUGUUACAAGUGGUGGAAUUGUACGAACUGCUAACUUUUUAGCGUGAUCACAAAUACAAAAGCCUGGACAGUGGUUCCCAAAUGGCCCGUGUGUAUCUACUGGAAGGAAGAGGAUACCUAAAGAAUCAAUCAUUCAAUCAGUUAAUCAAUCAAUCAGUGAGUGACUCCAGAGGGACUGGGGUGUUUAAAUUAUUGAACGUUGAGGAAUUACAGUACGAAAAACAGCAAGGAAGAAUGAUGCAGUAAUGAAAAAGUGUACUUCUCAAUACAGCAGGAAAGAAAGACUUUUGUUGACAUCUUCAUUUGAGAUCGUUGGGUUAGUGGUGCAGAUGCAAAAUGACAGCAGAGACAGAGAACUCUAGCAAACAUCCUAGACCGGAGUCCUUUGUCAUAUGUGCAUAUCAGUGUGGGCAGAGCAGGCAGAGUUUGAAAUGGUCUCCAGGCCUCUGCUGAGAUAGAAAGAUGGUUGAAAGCAGAGAUAGAUGAUACAAAUGAUAGAUGGAUUGCUGGAUGAAAGGGAUGAGGGCUGGACUGAAGUGAAUUCUAUUCCAUGUUUAGCACAUUCCCUAAAUCACAAUCACUCCUUAAAUCAAGUGGUCCAGAUGUCCCCAAGUGUCUGAACUAUGAGAGUUCUGGGAGUCAUGGAAGGGUAUGGAGAAAAGAUUGAGUGAGUCAACAUCCUGAGGAGCUUGAGAUAAAGGGAGAGAAGGAAAAGCAGAGAAUCUAGAGGUCUAAAUGAUGACGACGCUGCAGGGGGAGCAAGGGAACAAUCAUCAGGGUGAGGGGUGUAUACUUGUCUUCUGGGGGCCAGGCAGCACUAGUCAAAGCAUUCCUGUGUUGGAUUCAUUAGAUUCCCUCAUUUCCUGGUUUAGUAUCUGGCCGAAGAUAUAUCUCAAACCUCGAACCUCAACCUCAGACUGCCCUGCCCGGACGAACAACCUUUGGGGACUUUCUGAUUGACAUUAGCUUCCCUGCAUAAUAAUUGCAGCGUUUAUUGUAUUCGAGGUGUCUGUUGCUGGGUCCAUUUAGCUGCUUCAAAUUUCAUCAGCCUUGCAAUCCCGUUGUGAUGUUGAUGUCUGGCAAAAUUGGGAACACUGUCUACUUUACUGCACUGCAUUGUAGAGACUAGAGACUCUGUUCCACUCAGGAAUCCCACAGAACCAAAGGGGUUUCCUGUCAAGGAAGACAACUAUCUAGACUAGUUGGGUUUAGACGAGCUGGGCUUGUAGCUGAGCGGUUUGCUCCAUACAGUAGACAUAUUUAAAUCAAAUGAUACUAGAUCAGUACUCCUGAUCCUGACCAGUAACCCUACCCUAACCCUACAUCUGAGGCAAGUCCAAUCCAGAAGCCUACCCACACUUACAGUAUACCCAGACCAGUUUCAUUCCCAGGUCAUCAAAUAGCAACGCUUUGUCACACGAUACGAACAAACAAGGAACCCUUUAGCUUCUGUAUGAGAAAAUUCAGGUUUUAACUCCAAUGUAAACCCAUCCAUAGCAAUAUUAGACACUCAGAGCAAGUUCUCCGCAAAUCAGCUGAAGUAGUAUAAAGAGCGACAAAGUCCACGUCGUGAUGGUCAGAUGGUGGUUCAAACAAACACUUUUCUUUAACCUGGGAGACUGUUUGGGUGAAACCAAAAGUCAAGGUUCAUAUCUAUUUGACUAAUAAACUUGCACAGGAUACAUCAUUUUAUUUAUGUAACAAAUAUACAUAUUUGAACCCAAAAAAACAAGCUUUUCCCCAAAAAAUAACCAAGUAGUUUUGCAUAAAUUCACAACAUUAACCAAGUACAACCAUAGUUAACCAUAAUUCGAUCCAUAAGUGAGUUAAAAAGUGAUGCUAAAGGGUUCUGACCAAGUGUCCGUAUGUGACAAGUUCGAAAUGAAAAUGGCUUAGUAUAUCCAAAAGGCUGCCUCUUGUAUUUUGAACUAGGUUUGUUGGGUUCAGGAGAAGUCCACAUUGACUUGGAAUUGAUACAGGAUUGGGAAAGUGACAAGAAAAUCAGAAAAAAUAGGUCUGGAGGAUUUAUUUUUUGUUUAUUGCGUGGCAAAGAAUUAAGAUCUACUUUCAGCAACAGGAUAAGGUAACUGGGAUAUCUUCAACAGUGUCCAUUGUUUUCUGGUGUCAAUCUGAAAGUCCCCUUUCAUCCUUGCCCCAGUUUGAACCUUCCUUGAUCUAGGCCUAUGUUUAAUACCCAGUCCCAGUUCUGUCUUCUCUGCUGACCCUCGCCUUAUGAGCCCUAAACCAGAGCCCUAGACCCUCUCCCCAGCCUCGUGCCCCACCUAAGCAGUCCCACAGAUGCAAUUUGAACAUUCACACUUCUACCAAUGUGCCUUUUUAGAGUUCAUAUCAUUCGAGUUGCCAGAGGAGGACAUUUACCUGGUCUUUUAAUAGGAUGCAAGCUUAGGGAAACCUGUUCUUAGUCGUUAGGUUCUAUGCAGUCAGGUUUUUUACCAGACCUGGGAAUUUAAAAAAAGCUAAAAAGGAAAAAAAAGUAUUUUUUUGGAUAAAAAAACUAAACUGUAUUUAAUGUACUGUACGCUUAUAUGUAAGUAGACAGCGUGUUCUGGCUUUGAGCCAAUGAGACAGACGCUUGAUUUAGCAAGACGAGCCCCCAUCCCAGUCCUCCCCCAACCCCCGUUUCCAAAGUUCUCCAUAACCCCAAACCCUUCUUGUUCCAAACCCCAGCCCUGUUUCCAUGGUGAACAACGCGUCUCUUCUUGUAUUAUAGCUUAUCAGCUUUUUAUCAAUAUUUGAUCGGCUUGUCCGUAAGCCAAUGUAGUCUUCAGUACAAAGUGUGUGGUCGUAUGUUGUAAAACAGAUUUUCUUUUUUUCUCUCUCUCUUUUUUAAGAAGAAUCUUUUCUCUUAUUACUUUUUCUUUGUCUGUUCUGGUUUACAUGUCUAUUAUAGAAAAUGUAAAAAAACAAAACAAAAAUAAAAACAGAAAAACAACACAAUUCGCUAUUUCCGACAGCAUUGCUCUCUGUCGGUGGUCAUUUCGACGUGGUUAAAAUCCUACCCAAUCAACAGGAAGGCACGGAAACUGGAAAAGAAUCUAUUUGAAUAAAUCAAUCUAUAUAUAAAUGUACAAAAAAUAUAUACGAUAUAUAAGGAGGGUGCCAUUUUCUGUUAUUUUUUUAUUUUCUGUUGCAAAGGAGUGUUUGCUUGGGGAGGAAUUAUUUUCUCAAAGACUGAACUGGCAGAAGUUGGCGAGGCCCCUCAGUGUUAUAAAUUUUCAACUGACUUUGUUGUGUUAUCUGUUGUUGCCAUGACAACACCCUCUGACUAGUACGGCACCCUGCGCAGGACAAAAUGGGACCGGAGUUCCAUCAGCUCCAUUCACUGCUAUCUAUCCAAGGCAACAACACACAGACGUUUGUAAAUUGUAUGCAACAAAAUGGCAAACUUUACCAUUAUUUUGAAAUUGUGUAUGUAAAAGUUAUAUUUUUACAUGUAGACUGUUGUUAUUUUGUGUUUUAGAAAUAUGUUGUAUCGGUUUUUUUGUUAAAAUAUGAAAAAGUAAAAUUCAGUGUGUGUUGAAAAAAUGUGUCACAUUGAAAAUGUAGUGAGGUCAAAAGUUCAGAAUCAUUUUUUUUAUUUUUCAGCAUUAUGUUUAUAUCUGUGGGGAUCAUUUUUUGAGGGUUCUUGGGAGGAAUCAGAAAUCAUAAAAGAUAUGAUAUUUGUUUAAUUCUUCAUGCCUCAUGACAUUACCAUUUUUAAAUGUAUUUUUUGCAGAGAAAUGUGUAAAUAGUCAUAAAACAUUUUCUGUGGGCUUUCUGUGGGGUGAGGACUUGCCAGUGAGAGGUGAUGAUGAUGAACUUGUUCUGAUUUUUAGUGAGGUUGUAUUCGUCCGGUUACAGUAGCCAGGUGCCAACUUUUAGUUUGGGUCAGUGGUGCUCAGUACUUUAUGUGGUUUUGGUUGACCAUUUGAAGUAAGUAAGUAAGUCAAAUUCUUGUCUUUGCUUGCACACAGAAUCACUCGUGUCAGAGCCGGAAUGGGGCCUUUUUUGUGCCAUGCAAAGAGUUUUUUGAUUUUCAAGGAGGAAAAUUAGCUGGUUCAACUGGCCAAAAACCACAAAAAAAGUACUGGUUUUGUUAAAUGCAAAUGUAUAAAAACACAGCAUAUCAUGACUCAAAAAGACACAUUUUGAUAAUCAAAAAAUUCAUAGAUCAAAAUUGGUUAUACUACAAUACACACCUACAUUAGAAAAUGUUAUAGGGUGGUUUAAAAAAAUCAAUGAUUUUUUGUUUUCCUAAAUUUUGACGAAAACCUUCUCAAGGUCCCCAGAGAGCAUUUGAAAAUUCAAUUGACUUGGGCUCUACCGGCUCUGACUCCUGUGCGUUUAUUCUCUUCAAGAUGGCUUGUAAAUGUUGAUUAAAUGAAACACCCUCAGCACCUGAUUCAAGAUUAAUAUAUGAAAAUUUUGUAAAAGAUUGGAGUGUCACUAAUAUAAAAAAGCAGGUCGUCAGCAAACAAUCGUAUCAGCUAUUUCCCCAAAAAAAUAUCAGAUCUUGUGCAAGGCAGUUUCAGUCAUUUGUUUUUAGUGUUUGCCAAUAAAAUUGAGCUUUUUGUCAAAAGGAAAAGCUGCUUUGAAUCGGACCUAGGUUAAACACUAGGAUUGACUCUGUCAGUGUAAGUGCUAAAUGUAUUUUUUACGUAAUGUUAUUUUUGCGAUGCUUCAUUUCGUAUUUUCUCUUUGUUGUAUAAUCAAGUCAUCUCCCGAAUUACAGUAUCUUCAUUUUUAUGUUACCCCUGAUGUUUCUAUUAGCCAAAAUGUUAACUUUUUUUUUCCUUUUCCUUCUUGUUGUACAUACACACCUCAUUUCUCUUUUUCAGUGACUGUGCCAUGAGCUUUGUAAUCUGUUACUCUGUACCAGUUUUACUGCAAUAAUGAGUUGAAUUCAAAACGGCCACUCCUGUCCUUUGUUUUCCCAGCAAUGUUAGACACAGGAAGCAUUAGUUUCUCUUCUCAUCAUAGAUAAACCCAUUUAAAUGAAUAUCCACACAGGUACAGUCCAGACACUAGCACUAAUCAACAUCAGUCGCACAACAAUUCUCAAAUUUAAUCUGUAUUUUUUUUACACAAUAGCGUUAAAAAACAUUUUAUACAAGUGAUCAAUAUGGAUGUUAACAUGGCUACUCUUUUGCAGAAAAGUACUGCAAAGUAAUUCCUGUGAAAGAAAGAAAAUGAAAAAAUGAACAAUCAAAGGAGCCGGUUUUCAUGUCUUCAUCUUCUACAUAAUAUAAGUUUAAAUCGUGGAAGUGCCCACUGCCAGAAGAAGAAAAUAUUCAAUCCUGCCAAUAUUUUGGCAGGUUCAUAUUUGUAAAUCAUCUGAAAGUGUUUAAACUGAAGAAUCUUACAUUUUAAAAUAACCCAAAUUGAAUUAAUUUAUUCUUGUGACCGAAGCAUAUUAAACUUCACCAUUUUUGUUCUUAAUAUAUAAAUUCAGUUCAGGUGAUUUAAAGUGAUGACCAUGAAACGAAAGAAAAUAAUACUUACUGCCAAAAGAUUUGGCCAUUUUUGAGUCAACCCUUCUUUUUGGGAUCUAAUUAGCUCUGUUUUUAAAGUAUUCAUUUAAAUGAAUUAAAUCGUGUUCUAUUCGUGCUCAGUAAGCCCAGACCAGUCUCAUUUCUAAGUGGUUAAACAGUGAUGCUUUAUCAAGGCCCUUGGCACCCAGUACCAAUACACAAUGCACCCUUUAGUGACCAUAUGAGACUCACUGUGCUUUCAACUAACUCCAAUGUAAACCCAUCCACGGCAACAUUAGACACUCAGAGCAAGUGCUCUGGAAGCCAGGUGAGCGAGAAGUUCCACGUAGGGAGGAAAAUGGUGCCAUGCCGUUGUUGCGCUGUCUCAUUGGUACGAUGGCCCAAUAAACCAUUCCCCAACCACAGUUUUGUGACAUAUUCAUUUUAUUAAGGCUAAAAUAGUGAUGCCAAGGGGUCCUGGCCAAGCGGUCAUGGUUUUAUUCCCAAUGAUUGGUUGGGAAUAAGAACAGGUCAGGCACAGUGAAUACUAGCUUAAGCAAACUCUAACCCUAAUCUUAACCCUACAUUUUUGACCUUUUACAUUUCAGAUUCAGUUUUUGACAAUUAUAACUGUCUGUUAAUCCCGAACAUACAUUCUCAGCAGUCAGUUUAGAAGAUGUAUAUCAGUUUUCUCUCUGCAUGUCCAAUACAAAAGUAGGUCCAGGAUAUGUUUAGCCUCACUUCAAGUGAAGAAACAAAUGCACUUUUCAACAACUCUAAACCUAUCUGAUUCAUAUCUUGAAUCUGUUGUAUGAACUGAAAGCUGAACUGGUUUUGUCAAGAAAAAGUAAGUUUGAACUACUUGUUUCAGCACAAAAAAUGCUUGGUUAGGUUUAGGAAAAGCUUAUGGGUUAAAAUACAAAACUUUUUUAAAAAGUUAUAUAAAAUGGGACACAAACAGUUUGACCCAUUCAACCACCUCCUCCCUACACCGACUUUGUCGCUCUUUAUACGACAUCACCUGACUAUCUCCUGUGAAGCAGCACUGCAUAUCUGGGCUCAUGAUUACAUGGGUUAUAUAUACAAAAAAGUUGUCAAUGUUAUGACAUCUAAUUUGGUGAUAUAUAUCAAUUUGAGUUGUAGUUUCUGCAGAUGAAUCAGCAACAACAUGCACAGCUGUAUCCAUCUCAUCCAAGCCUGUCACAAUUUGUGACAAUUUUCCAAUGUUUCUCCAACCCUUAAAGACAACAGCAGCAGACAUGAAAUAUCUGCCAUUUGUCACGUUCCUUAACAUCCGGUAUCCACGGCGCUAAAAAGUGAAUACAAGGGGUCUUGAACAAGCGUCUGUAUGUGACGAGUUGGAAAUUAAAACUGGGGGAUGAGUCAGAUGUUUGGGAGUAAUACCAGGGAACAAUUUUUUGAAAAAAAAAAACAUUUGAAAAUACAAUACAGUACUGGACUCUGUAGUUUCUAACAGUAUUAACAAGCACAAACAGUCGACUGUCAUGAUGUUGACUUGUCCAUAUAUUCAGCUCACCUUGGUCUCUGUAAGUAGGAUUUUCAAAGACAUGCUUCAUUUUUUAAUACUAAUCAUUACGUGAAGAUGAAAACAUGAACUGUGGCUUUCUUUCCUUCAUGUUCCCUGUGAUGCAAUUCAGUAAAGCGAUGGGAAAGAAGAUCUAUAUUUUUAGUAGUGAUGUGCCAAUGAAGCCUCAUGAACCAUUUUCUUUAUCUUAUGAGCCCACUUGAUUUAAAGAAAAAGGCUCAAGCUCUGGUAAUUGAAUGUACUUUCAGCCCUUUGUUGAACAGAGAGCGCCAUCUAGUGGACUCAGAAAAUAAAGAAAAUGGUUCAUGAAGCUUCAUUGGCACGUCACUCAUAUUUUGGCAAAAUGACCCUGUUAUCAUUGCCUGGGCUUUUUGUUAAAGCUUCCUUUGUCUCUUCUGCUAUGGAGUCGACUCAGUGCACCCUAUUAUAGUAUCACAUUUAAAAGUAAUCAAUCGUAAAUUUUAAUAUAUUUGGCUUGAUUUUUGCAGGGGCAAUCCUUUUAUAACUUGAAUACUGAAGAGAAAUAGUAAAGAAAAAUUAAACGUCAGAUGAAAACAGACAAUAAAAUAUUCCACUUUGUAAUUUUUUGGAAAAUGAACGAUAGAAAUGAUUUGUUACUUAACUUUCGUGUAUUUAAGGAUGUUUUAUUUGAGGUUUCCUGUGUGACGGGUCAUAGUGAAAGGCCACAGUUGGAGACGUCCCUCGCAGCUGGCAACAGAUAACGAUAAAAAAAAUCACAUAAAAAAUAUAAAUGAAAAAAAAAUACAAAAACAGCAGUUACACUUUUUCCCCAGUGUGUGGCUGAGUGCCUCAAUUCUUUACUUCAUUGUAUUUUUCUACACUUCCAUUUUCUUAAUUAUUUCUGCUUAAUGUUGUAUUAUUUCCCUUUGGGUUUUUUAUGUUAUAUGAUUAUAAUUGUCCUUAUGGUUGCUGUUACUGUUGAUGUUAUUAUUGUUACACUUUGCUUUUAUUCCAGCUCAGUGGAGGUGUUGGGGAGAGUUUCUGUUUGAUUUCUGUGCUGAGGGUUUUAUUCUUCCUCGUACCAGCCCAACAUUUGGCCGCUCGUUGCCUGUUGGUUCUCAUCUUGUAGUGAUUCAAUGAGGUUCAUUUUCAUGACCGUUCUGUAGCAAUAAAUGUGCCAUUUUUACAAUGCA